AAAACUUUUGCAGAAGGUAGUGGUUUGUCUGCUGCAGAGUUUGUGUCGAUUACGGGUAUCUAGCAUUAGUCUAUGAAAUACACACAAGGAAUAAUAUGUCAUGGUUCAUUUCACUGAGGAGUUUUUUAGUGUUUUAUGUAUAAAAUGAACAACAACGACGUAAAGAAUCCCGAAGAGCCGAAACGUGCAGUGGCUUUACUGUUCAUAAUACUCUGCUUUGGAGUUGGAGACCUGGAGUCGGCGGCCUGCCAUGGCUGUGCACCAGGAGCGAUAUGUGAUUGUAGCGCCUUGAAAGGAGUCAAGGGUGAAAUGGGCUUUCCAGGGCUUGAGGGUCAGCCAGGGAUGGCGGGAUUCCCAGGCCCAGAGGGACACAUGGGACCAAGAGGAGAAAAAGGCAGUGAUGGGUCCACUGGGCCAGCUGGGCCGAAGGGGACUAGGGGUCCGCCAGGAUUGCCUGGAUUCCCAGGAACACCAGGAAUCCCGGGUCUGCCAGGACAGGAUGGUCCGCUGGGCCCCAGGGGAACUCCAGGGUGCAAUGGAACGAAGGGAGAACGUGGAUUUCCCGGAAACCCUGGUCAUCCAGGCCUGCAGGGGUACUUGGGUCCACCUGGUAUACCUGGAUUCAAGGGCGACUCUGCCGAGAUCUUUGGCGCCAACACCUUGGGGGACAUGGGGGAGCCAGGAUUUGUGGGCCUUCCUGGCAUUCCUGGAACUGAAGGACAUCCGGGAUUGGUUGGCACGAUUGGCCCCCCUGGUCCAAAAGGCUUUGUGGGGCUUCCGGGACCCCCUGGUCCUCCAGGGCCAAAGGGUAAUAUGGGCUUAAACUUCCAAGGAUCUAAAGGGGAUAAGGGUGAACAGGGCACCCCGGGGCAGCCAGGGCCUCCAGGCACCAUCAGAGAACAGAAGCGGCCAGGCAGGUCUGAGAUCCAGAAAGGAGACAAGGGGAGUCAGGGAUCACCUGGCCCAGCUGGACAGCCUGGUCUGCCUGGACCUGCUGGUCCACCUGGUGGUCCGAAAGGCAUGAAGGGGGAGCCUGGAGAAGCAGGGAAAAGGGGGAAGCCGGGCAAGGAUGGCGACAAUGGACAGGCGGGAUUUCCGGGUCAAAAAGGAGAGCCUGGGCUUCCCGGAUUUCCGGGCAGGGAAGGGAAUUGGGGUGAAAAAGGUGACCAUGGCUUCCCAGGUCUUCCGGGUCCAGUGCUGUAUGACAUGGAGCAUAAUGCCAAAGGACUGAAAGGAGAGCCUGGUUACCCUGGGUCUCGGGGACUAAAAGGAGAGCCUGGUCUGCAGGGUGUGCCUGGGCCUCCUGGACAACCUGGGGCACCAGGUCUUCGAUCCCAAGGUCCACUCGGUUCACCUGGUCUGCCUGGAGAAGUGGGACAGAAAGGAGAAGAUGGACCGCCAGGAUUGCCUCUGCCUGGAUCCCCAGGGAUACGGGGACCUCCUGGGGGCACAGGACCCCCAGGUCUGCCGGGACCCCCAGGAAUAGCAAACUGCAUUGGCGAGAUACAGCAGAAAGGAAGCAUAGGGUUUCCGGGAAUAAAAGGAGGGAAGGGUGAAAAGGGCAACACCUGUGUCAGCUGUAUCUCUAAUAAUUGGCAUAUUGUGGGACCUCAAGGGCCAGUUGGACCUCCAGGGACUCCAGGUAUUCCAGGACACCCUGGGGUAAAAGGUGAUCAAGGAUUUCCAGGAAGCCCUGGAUUGGCUGGGCUACCAGGUUUUCCUGGGUCCCAGGGAGCUCCAGGUCUCACUGGGCAGAAGGGGCAGCCAGGAGACACUGUCCCUCUGGAUGGAUUGAAAGGAGAGAAAGGGGACACUGGCUUCCCGGGUCCAGCUGGUUUGCCUGGUCUGAAUGGACAGCCGGGCCAAAAUGGGUUCCCUGGACAACCUGGGCUCCAUGGUUUACCUGGUUCUACUUUUGGUAAAGGGGACCGUGGCCUACCAGGGGAACCUGGAAAUCCUGGCCCCCCUGGAGAUGGCGGACCUCCCGGUGCACCCGGAUUUGGUCCCCCGGGGCCACCUGGAGAGAAAGGUAUCCAGGGUAUGUCAGGGAGAACAGGCUCACAAGGUGUUCCAGGUCUGAAAGGGGAGCCUGGAGAGACGCAGAAGGUGAAAGGCCAACCUGGUCCUUCAGGGCCCCCUGGGAAGGAUGGCCUCGUGGGACCCCCAGGUAGUUCAGGUGGGCCCGGGAGGCCAGGCUUCCCAGGGCUACCUGGUGCGAAGGGGGACCGAGGUCCUCUUGGCAUUGGUUCUCCAGGUGCUGCAGGGGUCAAAGGGAUUCCUGGAAUAACAGGCAUUCCUGGCAGCCCCGGCAUCCCUGGACGGCCCGGGUCCGACGGCCUCCCCGGGCACCCAGGCUCCCUAGGGCCUAAGGGUGAUUCUGGGUUUGCUGUAACUGGCCCCCCAGGACCUGCAGGAUUUCCUGGUGGCCAAGGAGCCCCUGGAUCAAAUGGCGAUUCUGGUUUCCCAGGAAGAGAUGGACAGCCAGGCCUGCCAGGCUUGGUUGGAGCUCCUGGGCCAAAAGGGGAUGCUGGCUUUCCUGGGCCCCAGGGACCUCACGGGCUUCCAGGUCACCCGGCUUUAGGGCUUCAGGGGCCCCCCGGACCUCCUGGCCCUCAGGGGGUUGGAGGCGUAACAGGGUUUCCUGGUGUACAAGGUGACAAAGGUGACCCAGGUCCCUCUGGACUGGAUGUUGCCGGAGUAUCUGGGGACAAAGGGAGACCAGGCUUCCCUGGAGCCCCAGGGCCAAUGGGCCUUCCUGGUUCCCUUGGCCAGCCAGGUCAAGAUGGACUUCCUGGAUUCCCAGGUACCAAAGGAGAGAUGGGAGUGGUGGGGAUUACAGGCUUUCAGGGUCCUCCGGGGAGCUUCGGUGUGCCAGGAUUCUCUGGACCAAAAGGCGAUAGUGGAUUCCCUGGGAAGCUUGGAGCUCCUGGUAUUCCUGGUGUUCCUGGGCUCAAAGGAGAACGGGGUGACCCUGGCCAACCGGGCCCUCGAGGCAUCAUCAGUACUGAAAAGGGCCCGAAGGGAGAGCCGGGGGUCCCAGGUUUGCCAGGUGUCCUGGGCCAGAAGGGUGUCACAGGUGUUCCAGGAGAGAAAGGCCUUCUGGGAACUGAUGGAAGAGCAGGACAACCAGGUCCUCCAGGACCAAAAGGAACUUCUGGAGACCCAGGUGAACCUGGGCUCCCUGGACCAGCUGGACCGAAGGGUGCAAUGGGCGACAUGGGAUUCUCAGGUCCAGGAGGGGUGAAAGGUGCACCAGGGAUCCCAGGAAGCCCAGGGCUACCCGGCCAGCCAGGGGCUCCUGGGUUCAAAGGAGAGAAGGGGGACCCAGGGCCCCCUAGUGCUGAGCUCCGAGGAAGUCCAGGAGCCAAGGGUGACCCAGGACAGCCUGGAUUUCCAGGAAUCCCUGGAAUCAAAGGUCAACCGGGAACACAUGGAUUACCGGGCCUACCUGGCAGCCCAGGAGAGAAGGGAAACCAUGGGUUCCGUGGGACUCCAGGUAUGCCGGGCAUCUCUGGCCCAAAGGGCUUCGAUGGAGCUCCAGGUCCUCCGGGUACUGAUGGUCCAGUAGGACCACAAGGACACCCAGGUAGUCCUGGACUGCUUGGCCCUUCUGGAGAGAAGGGCCCAGGAGGGCGUGACGGCAUUCCUGGACCCACCGGGAUAAAGGGAGAGCAUGGUCCACGCGGCUUCGGUCGCCCAGGAACUCCUGGAUUACCAGGCUUGCGAGGUCCAAAAGGGGAUCCUGGUCUUCCUGGUGUACCUGGUAGCUCUGGCUUUCCUGGACAGAAGGGUGAGCAGGGGGCCCCAGGUGUGCCCGGAUUCCCCGGCAAUGUCGGCCCCUCAGGUCCCCCUGGUGUGUCAGGAACAGGGCCCAAAGGUAAUCCAGGGCCCCCUGGUCCCCCGGGAAGAACUGGUUCCCCUGGUCCUGAAGGGCCACAAGGCCUCCCAGGCCUGGGGACACUGAAGGGGGACAAAGGCAUGCCCGGAUUCGCUGGAAGACCUGGCCCGAUGGGUCUGAAAGGUGGCAUUGGGCUUCCUGGCACUCUGGGACAUCCUGGUGACCCAGGAGCUGCAGGGUUGAAGGGAGACGCUGGAUUCCCUGGACAGCAUGGAUUCCCAGGUGGACUGGGUCAGCCGGGACUUCCUGGAAUACCUGGUCUGCCUGGAGACAAAGGAGACAUGGGUGCACCAGGGUCCCCAGGUGACCCCCCAACAAUUACUCCUUCAUAUUUUUUGAGACCGGAAAGAGGACCCCUGGGCUCCCCGGGUCCACCCGGCUCUCAGGGGCCCACUGGCCCUCCAGGCAGAGACGGCGUUCCAGGUAAACCAGGAGAAUCUGGAGAUUCAGGUCCAAUGGGUAACCAUGGGUUUUCCGGGCCCUUGGGUCGGAAAGGAGACAUGGGCCCACCUGGGCCUCCAGGUCACCAUGGUCUCCCUGGCCAUCCUGGACCAGACGGACUGCAGGGUCCCCCUGGCCUGCCAGGCUCAUCCUCAUCGGCACACGGCUUCCUCAUGACGCGCCACAGCCAGUCCACAGAAGACCCCUCCUGCCCCGAUGGCACCAGAUUCUUAUACCAUGGCUACUCCCUGCUGUACGUCCAGGGCAACGAGCGGGCCCACGGUCAAGACUUGGGAGCGGCGGGCAGCUGCAUGCGCAGAUUCAGCACCAUGCCCUUCAUUUUCUGCAACAUAAAUAACGUCUGCAACCUGGCGUCACGCAAUGAUUACUCCUAUUGGCUGUCCACGCCGCACCCUAUGCCUGCUAAUAUGGCUCCUGUGACCGGGGAGAACAUCAAACCAUUCAUCAGCAGGUGUUCGGUCUGUGAAGCCCCCACCAUGGUGGUCGCAUUGCACAGCCAGUCCAUCCAGUUGCCCUCCUGCCCCGCCAACUGGGAGACUCUCUGGAUUGGCUACUCCUUCAUGAUGCACACCAGCUCCGGUGCGGCAGGCUCCGGUCAGGCCCUAGUGUCCCCUGGCUCCUGCCUGGAGGACUUCCGCGCCUCGCCCUUCAUCGAGUGCCAUGGCCGGGGCACCUGCAACUACUACAGCAACUCCUACAGCUUCUGGCUGGCCACUGUGGACGACCUGGAAAUGUUCAGUAAGCCUCAAGGAGAGACCCUCAAAGUGGGGAACCUGCAGACGCGGGUCAGCCGCUGUGUGGUUUGCAUGAAGAGGACGUAACGGGCAUCACCGAGCCCACGCAAAACGGCCUCCUGGAACGUCACUGUGAAGCCCGGCAACGGACAUCUACAGAUUCUUUCCAGCAGCACAAUGGCAUGAUAACAUGGCAGGGUGCAGUCAGAGACAAUCCAGACACGUUUUUUAUGUUUUAAUACCUCAACAAGGAGAGUAAAACUCCAAAGGGAUCGUUUUGUGUUUUCUUUGUGUUUCCAAAUCAACACUCCUGCCUCAGGCGUCAAAGACAGCACAGUGCACUGAAGAUCUUACUCCAUGAUAUGUCGCUUCUGUUAUUUUUUUUUUCUAGUAUUUUUUCUGUCAAUUUCAAAUGUCACUUUUUGACUCCGCUGUACCUGAAAUUGAACUAUAACUCCAUCCUGUGUAAUGUGUAAAUUGUGUAAAACACUGUAGUGUGCUAUUGUAUUAAGAAGUGUUGGGUCCCUGUUUUAUUCACUCAUACUUAUAUUGUACAAAGUAAACAUCCAAUAGAUUCUGCAGUAUUUUCUGUAUGAAUAUAUUUAAAAAGAAAAUGUACAUGAUUCGGCCUUGGAACUUUAAAUCAUAACACAUGUUUUUUUUCUAUAAAUUACUUAGGUUCUUAAUAAAUGAAAAUGUGUUUUUUAA
This is a messenger RNA of Brienomyrus brachyistius, 5802 nucleotides long. Its product is annotated as collagen alpha-5(IV) chain-like. Gene Ontology annotation, cellular component: basement membrane; collagen trimer. Gene Ontology annotation, molecular function: extracellular matrix structural constituent. The record is from RefSeq and is a predicted model, not a curated record. Bases 136 to 5181 code for a protein of 1681 amino acids. Lineage: Eukaryota; Metazoa; Chordata; Actinopteri; Osteoglossiformes; Mormyridae. The transcript is spliced from 50 exons.